AUGGAUUUUUCUAGAAGCCUUUACCAAAGAGAUGUGGUUGAUAAUGACAGCAUUGCAUAUUUUUGUGGGAUUUAUCAUUUGGUUGAUCGAAAGGCAACAGGAGAACCAAUUAGAAGCCCAUUGGCUCGAACUGUGCUGGCACCGUGGUUAUUCGUGAUCCUCAUUGCAACUAGUACUUUCACAGCAAGUUUGACUUCCAUGAUGACUGUAUCACAAAUAGAACCAUCUGUGUUAGAUAUCCAGACUCUACAGAAAAGAAAUUCUCCAGUUGGUUGCAAUGGAAAUUCGUUCAUUGUGAAGUAUUUGAUUGAGGUACAAAAUUUCAAGCCUGAGAACAUUAGGAAAAUUAACUCUAUAGAUGAUUACCCUGAUGCCUUUCAGAACAAGGAUAUCGAAGCCGCUUUCUUUAUUGUACCUCACGCUAAGGUGUUUUUGGCGAAGUACUCAUGCAGGGGAUUAAUCAAAGCAGGGAACACUUUCAGGCUUGGUGGCUUAGGUUUUGUGGGUCUCUCUCCCCUUAUUCUCACCAUUUUAUUACAGGUAUUUCCCAAGGGUUCCACUCUGGCUACUGACAUAUCCGAAGCAUUGCUUAAAGUGAUAGAGAGUGGAGAAACCAAACAACUAGAAGAAGAUAUGCUAAGGGUAGGAGGCAAUACCAGUUGUUCUCCUUUAGAGAGCAAGGCAAAAGAUAGCUCAUCGACAGGAGUUCAGCCUUUCCGUGGCCUGUUUUACAUCUGUUCUAUUGUUGCUAUUCUGGCAUUGUUAUAUAAUAUGAUUUGUUUGUCGAUGAAUAAUGUAGAAACCUUCACCAGCUACAUACAUGUAAGAUUGACGCAAUUAAGGAGAAUAUGGAGACGCACAAGCACAGCUUUUGCUGGGAGCCAUUCAAGUCUCCAAUUAGGAAGUGUGAGAACUGCCACAGUUACAAGAAAUGCAGAGGACACAAUCAUUGAUAGUCAGCAAAGCCCAGUGGUUAUAGAUGUGAUAUUGAGUGCUAAUGCUUCGUGA
Messenger RNA from Sphenostylis stenocarpa, 1008 nucleotides. The record is from the annotation of a GenBank genome assembly. NCBI's taxonomy places the organism in Eukaryota, Viridiplantae, Streptophyta, Magnoliopsida, Fabales, Fabaceae.